AUAUCUCCAUGGCUGAUGAGCUGGCCGGGCACUUUCAAAAUGGCGGAGUGUGGAGCAAGCGGCAGCGGGAGCAGCGGGGACAGCCUGGACAAGAGCAUCACGCUGCCUCCCGACGAGAUCUUCCGCAACCUGGAGAACGCCAAGCGCUUCGCCAUCGACAUAGGCGGGUCGCUGACCAAGCUGGCUUACUACUCCACCGUGCAGCACAAAGUCGCCAAAGUGCGCUCUUUCGACCACUCAGGAAAGGACACAGAAUGUGAUCACGAGCCGCCCUAUGAGAUUUCGGUUCAAGAAGAGAUCACGGCUCGGCUGCACUUCAUUAAGUUUGAGAAUACUUACAUUGAAGCCUGCCUGGACUUCAUCAAAGACCACCUGGUCAACACAGAGACCAAGGUCAUCCAGGCCACCGGGGGCGGGGCCUACAAGUUCAAGGACCUCAUCGAAGAGAAGCUGCAGCUGAAAGUCGACAAGGAGGAUGUGAUGACCUGCCUGAUUAAGGGCUGCAACUUCGUGCUCAAGAACAUCCCCCACGAGGCCUUCGUGUACCAGAAGGAUGCUGACCCUGAGUUCCGGUUCCAGACCAACCACCCCCACAUCUUCCCCUAUCUGCUCGUCAAUAUCGGCUCUGGAGUCUCUAUCGUGAAGGUGGAGACGGAGGACAGGUUCGAGUGGGUCGGCGGCAGCUCCAUCGGAGGCGGCACAUUCUGGGGGCUCGGGGCUCUGCUCACCAAAACCAAGAAGUUCGACGAGCUGCUGCAGCUGGCUUCAAGAGGCCAGCACAGCAACGUGGACAUGCUGGUGCGGGACGUCUACGGUGGCGCCCACCAGACGCUUGGGCUGAGCGGGAACCUCAUUGCCAGCAGCUUCGGGAAGUCAGCCACUGCCGACCAAGAGUUCUCCAAAGAAGACAUGGCCAAGAGCCUGCUGCACAUGAUCAGCAAUGACAUCGGGCAGCUGGCCUGCCUGCACGCGCGGCUGCACAGCCUGGACCGCGUGUACUUCGGGGGCUUCUUCAUCCGGGGCCACCCCGUGACCAUGCGCACCAUCACCUAUAGCAUCAACUUCUUCUCCAAGGUAGAGGACGCGCGCCUCCCCAGCUGCCAGCACGGACCCCAGGGGCUUCACAAUGGGAGUCGUGCUAAUCAGACGCCGCAGGAGGCCCAGGGAGGCCUGGGUGGCGGGUGGCCGAGAAGCCCAGCACCCCUCCCUUCUGGCCAGUUCUGGGAAGCCUGCAUUUUGUGGCACCACGGCCACCUGAGCCUGAGCGCAUCGCCAGUGACAAGCGUUCUCGGGAGAGGCGCGCCCACCCACGCGCCUGAGGCGGAGACUUGUUGGACGGAGAGAAGCCGUCUCACCCUUACCGUGGUGACAUUUUCACCCUGCCACUGCCUGUCUUCCCAGUUUGACUUGCUGGAAAUGGACCGGCUGGAGAGGCCGCUGGUCAGCCUGCCGCUCCUCCUGGACCCGCCCUCCUAUGUGCCUGACACGGUGGACCUCACCGACGACGCUCUGGCCCGAAAAUACUGGCUCACCUGCUUUGAGGAGGCCCUGGAUGGGGUAGUGAAGCGCGCAGUGGCGAGCCAGCCGGAUUCCGCAGAUGCGGCCGAGAGGGCAGAGAAGUUCCGGCAGAAGUACUGGAACAAGUUGCAGACCCUGAGACAGCAGCCCUUUGCCUACGGGACCCUGACUGUGCGCAGCCUGCUGGACACCAGGGAGCACUGUCUGAACGAGUUCAACUUCCCCGACCCCUACUCCAAAGUCAAGCAGCGGGAGAACGGCGUGGCGCUGCGGUGCUUCCCCAGGGUCGUGCGCUCCCUGGACGCCCUGGGCUGGGAGGAGCGGCAGCUGGCGCUGGUGAAAGGCCUCCUGGCGGGGAACGUCUUCGACUGGGGGGCCAAAGCUGUGUCUGAUGUCCUUGAGUCCGACCCCCACUUUGGGUUUGAAGAGGCGAAGAGGAAGUUACAAGAAAGACCCUGGCUUGUGGAUUCCUACAGCAAGUGGCUUCAGAGAUUAAAGGGGCCCCCUCAUAAAUGUGCCUUAAUUUUCGCAGAUAACAGUGGAAUAGACAUCAUUUUGGGAGUCUUCCCCUUUGUCAGGGAGCUACUCCUUAGAGGGACGGAGGUCAUCCUGGCGUGCAACUCCGGCCCCGCCCUGAACGACGUGACCCACAGCGAGUCCCUCAUCGUGGCCGAGCGCAUUGCAGGCAUGGAUCCUGUCGUGCACUCUGCGCUCCAGGAAGAGAGGCUGCUGCUGGUGCAGACGGGCUCAAGCUCCCCGUGCCUCGACCUCAGCCGCCUGGAUAAGGGGCUGGCCGCACUGGUGCGGGAGCGUGGCGCGGACCUGGUGGUCAUCGAGGGCAUGGGCCGUGCUGUCCACACCAACUACCACGCAGCCCUGCGCUGCGAGAGCCUCAAGCUGGCCGUCGUCAAGAACGCGUGGCUGGCCGAGCGGCUGGGCGGCCGGCUCUUCAGCGUCAUCUUCAAGUACGAGGUCCCGGCCGAGUGAGGCGCCACAGCUGCGCGACCGUCCGCUCAGCACUUGUCAGGAGUGUGUUAGCGCCACAGGGAGACUGCGUUCGAAUCCACGUAUUUAUAUUGUACUGCUGGGACCUGGCACACGCCCCCGGUCUGAGGGGUGCACGCGGCCGCGAGGCAAGGCAGUUUUGUCUUAGGAGACGUUCGUAUUGGAAUCUAUUUAACUGCU
Molecule: messenger RNA, 2703 nt
Organism: Cebus imitator (Panamanian white-faced capuchin)
Lineage: Eukaryota; Metazoa; Chordata; Mammalia; Primates; Cebidae
Gene: PANK4
Product: pantothenate kinase 4 (inactive)
Exons: 17
Coding region: 16-2505 (829 amino acids)
Biological process (GO): coenzyme A biosynthetic process
Cellular component (GO): nucleus; cytosol
Molecular function (GO): ATP binding; pantothenate kinase activity
Source: RefSeq, a predicted model, not a curated record